AUGAGACCCUUCAAUCAGAUGGACAAUCACACCUAUGAUACAGAUUUCUACAUUACAGCAUUUUCACAUGUUUAUGGGAAACAUUUUCUGUUUAUUUUAUUUUUCUUGCUUUACUUGAUUUGUCUAUCAUGGAACAUUUUGAUAAUUGCUGUGACUAAUAUAGAUCCGCACCUACAAUCACCUAUGUAUUUCUUCCUGAGCAAUCUAUCCUUUGUAGAUGCCUCAUAUACAUCAGUCACUGUUCCAAAACUGAUGGAUAUUUUUAUUACUGGGAAUAUCAGAGUCUCGUUCACUGGUUGCUUUGUCCAAUUAUACUUUUUCACAUCCAUGGCUUGCACAGAAAUUCUACUGUUAACUGCAAUGGCCUAUGAUCGUUACGUUGCUAUAUGUAAACCGUUAUAUUACAUGCUUGUUAUGAGAAAGAUGAACUGUAUCUUACUUGUUACAGGCAGCUGGAUAUGUGGCUAUGGUAAUUCACUUUUUGUUACAAUUUUUGCAUCUUAUUUAUCUUUCUGUGGCCCAAAACAUAUUAACCAACUUUUCUGUGAUAUUAAAGUCCUAACUAAGAUAUCUUGUGGGGACACUAAAGAAUUUCAAACAAUGAUAUACAUAGAGGCCUUGAUCAUGGGUCUUUGUCCCUUUCUGCUCAUUCUAAUGUCCUAUUCCAAAAUAGUAGCCAACAUUUUAACAAUGCAUUCCACAGGAAAGAGACAAAAAGCUUUCUCCACCUGCACAGCCCACCUUAGUGUCCUUUUCAUGUUCUAUGGAACCCUUCUCUGCAUGUACAUGAGCCCACCUUCAGAAAACUCAGAAGACUUGGACCAAAUAUUUGCAGUGCUUUAUCUAGCAGUGACCCCCACAAUUAACCCCCUGAUAUACAGUCUAAGGAAUAAAGAUAUAAAGAUGGCUAUAAAGAAGACAAUGAUAUGGAUUCCUAGUAGGUUAUAA
Messenger RNA from Bombina bombina (fire-bellied toad), 948 nucleotides. Its product is annotated as olfactory receptor 13C9-like. The record is from RefSeq and is a predicted model, not a curated record. Bases 1 to 948 code for a protein of 315 amino acids. Lineage: Eukaryota; Metazoa; Chordata; Amphibia; Anura; Bombinatoridae. Gene Ontology annotation, cellular component: membrane. The transcript has a single exon. Gene Ontology annotation, biological process: G protein-coupled receptor signaling pathway. Gene Ontology annotation, molecular function: olfactory receptor activity; G protein-coupled receptor activity.